This is a messenger RNA of Nerophis lumbriciformis (worm pipefish), 903 nucleotides long. Lineage: Eukaryota; Metazoa; Chordata; Actinopteri; Syngnathiformes; Syngnathidae. The record is from RefSeq and is a predicted model, not a curated record.
AUGGAAGAACCACAGCGAGUAUGUGAUCUGUUACCCGAAGAUGUUGCUUCAGAUGACUGCCUGACUUCCUACACUCACAUCUACAGCCCAGACUUACUCAAAGAUCAGGUUGCAUUUAUCACAGGUGGUGGAUCAGGAAUUGGACUACGAAUAGCAGAAAUAUUCAUGAGGCAUGGCUGUGACACGGUGAUUGCCAGCAGGAACAAAGACAAGCUCACAGAGGCGGCGAAAAAGCUGUCUGCUGUUUCAGGACGUCGCUGCCUCCCGUUGUGCUUGGACGUGAGGAAACCUGAGAGUAUUUCUGCGGCUGUAGAUGAGACCCUUAAAGAACUCGGCCGCAUAGACAUUCUUGUUAACAAUGCUGCUGGAAAUUUCCUCUGUCCUGCCACGGCUCUUUCUUUCAACGCCUUCAAGACAGUAAUGGAGAUCGACACCAUGGGAACAUUCAACACUAGCAAAGUUGUAUAUGACAAGUGGUUCAAGGAUCGUGGAGGCAACAUCGUCAACAUCUCAGCAACACUUGGUUACAAGGGACAGGCCCUCCAGGUGCAUGCUGGAUCUGCUAAGGCUGCAAAUGAUGCCAUGACCAAGCACCUGGCUGUGGAGUGGGGACCCAGUGGGGUCAGAGUAAACGCCGUGGCUCCUGGGCCUAUUUCUGGUACCGAGGGAUUCCGCAGACUGGGUGGACCUAAAGGGGAGGCUGCGGGUCUGUUCCAGUCUAUCCCAUUGCAGAGAGCAGGCAACAAGACCGAAAUGGCCCACUGCACUCUUUUCUUAGCCAGCCGGGCCUCAUCGUAUGUAACCGGAGCCAUCCUGGUGGCUGAUGGUGGAUCUUGGCUGACCUCCGCUAAUGAUGUCUCCAGGCUGAUGGGUAUAGCCUCCUCUAAAUCCGCUAAACUCUGA